AUGAAACUUCCCCAAUAUGAAAACAAACCCUUCAAGUCACCGCUGAUAGCAUCCAAGUCCACGCAAAGUACUGGUCCAGCAGUGAUAUCCCGAAACGUGGCGCCAACGGCGGUAAAUUCAGCACCCAAUAGAACUGUCAACAAAAGAUCCUUUGUGAACACUGCUCCUUCCCAAACUGCCAAAAAGGCAUCAAAUGCAAUCAAUUAUUAUUCUAUAACUUACCGCAAACGUACCACAAAAAAGAACAAGACUUGGGAUGGCGAUGGUUCAGCCAUAGAGCUAAGUAAUGACACUUUCCGUUUCUACAAGGAAAGUGGCCAAUUUAUAGGGAGCGGAAACCUCGGAACCUGUGAUGACAAGUUCGAGAAAGUAUUCGGAUGCUCUGGUUUUGAAGUUCAGUUGGACCAUCUGAUCGAUGAUCAAAGCGAAAUUAUCCAGCUUGCAGCGCUUCUAGGCAAGUCCUGCGACUCAUCAAAAGAUUCAAGCCUAAAAUCAAAAAGCUUGUCACCGACUCUGUCACAAACUCUAGUACCGAUAAUACCGGUACGGAAAUUCAAGCCCGCUGCAAGGACUCCUCAUCUAGUUGGAACAGAUAGUGACGACAAGACGAAAACUUAUGAGUUCAAGCCUCUCUUCAAUACUUCCAAGAUAGAGAACCCGUUGAUAAUGAACAGAUUUCGCGAGGCAGAGGUAGAUGUUGUGGUUGAUCCCAUUCUUUCAAAACAUUUAAGGACUCAUCAACGUGUCGGGGUCAAAUUUAUGUAUGACUGCGUAAUGGGUUUAUCAAGAGCAACCGACUACAACGAAGAUGGACAAACUUGCGCUACAUUAGAAAAAACUGAUGAUGUUCAUGGCUGUCUUUUGGCAGAUGAGAUGGGACUCGGAAAGACUUUGAUGACCAUAGCUCUGAUUUGGACUUUAAUAAAACAAACUCCGCUCCCUUCUCGAACCACUUCAUCACAAUUUGGGAUUUCACAUCAGGGUGUUUGCAAUAAGAUUUUAGUGGUCUGCCCUGUUACACUUAUAGGAAAUUGGAAGCGGGAAUUUGCUAAAUGGUUGAAUCUAAAUAGGGUCGGGGUUUUGACAUUAAGCUCCAAAAGUACACCAGAUAAAGAUAAAUUAGAUGUUCGAAACUUUUUAAAGGUUCAAAGGUCUUAUCAAGUGCUAAUCAUUGGAUAUGAAAAGCUACUCAGCGUUUCAGAUGCUCUAAUUGAAGGAAAAGCAAACAUUGGACUACUCGUUUGUGAUGAAGGCCACCGAUUGAAAAAUGGUCAGUCCAAAACUCUAAAUGCCCUCAAUUCCAUUGACGUGUCACGCAAGAUACUUUUAACAGGAACUCCAAUUCAAAAUGAUUUGGUAGAGUUCUAUACUAUACUGAACUUCCUUAACGACGGAAUUUUAGGGUCAUUCCCCAAAUUCAAGAGGGAUUUCAUACUUCCCAUUACGAGGUCCAGGGAUGUUAACAGUAGGUUUAACGAGCUCAUCCAAGAGAAGGGCAGAGAACGUACAAAUGAGCUUAUCGAGAUUACCAAAAGGUUUACCUUACGCAGAACAAGUGACACCAUAGCGAAAUUUCUUCCUCCUAAGACGGAUGUUAUUUUAUUUUGCAAACCCGCCUUAAGCCAGGUACAAGCUUUCGAGACCGUGCUAACUAAAUGUCGUUUAGAUUUUUCUAAUAUGGCGUACACUUCAUCCCUUGGGCUUAUAACACUUUUCAAGAAGAUAUGCAACUCACCAGCGCUAAUAUCACAAGAUCCGUUUUAUCGCGAAAAAGUGAAACCCACGGUAGAUUUGACGCGCGGGCAGAACCUAGACUCCGGAAAACUAAAAGUAUUGAUGAGUGUCUUGAAUUGCAUACGGAGCUUUGAUGCUGAAGAAAAAGUAGUUAUCGUCUCCAAUUACACUCAAACAUUGGAUGUUAUUCAAAAUAUGUUGAACAGUCAUAGUCUCUCGAACACAAGGUUAGAUGGGUCAACUCCAACUAAAGAGCGUGAUGGAAUUGUUAAUAAUUUCAAUACUCUUCCGUCAAUUUUUGCAUUUCUAUUAAGCGCUAAAUCUGGAGGCGUAGGGUUGAACUUGAUUGGCGCAUCACGGCUUGUGCUCUUUGAUAAUGAUUGGAACCCUGCAAUCGACCAUCAGGCAAUGUCGCGAAUUCAUCGAGACGGACAAAAGAAAUCUUGCUAUAUUUAUAGACUCCUAACAGCUGGAUGUAUUGAUGAAAAGAUCUUCCAGCGGCAGUUAAUGAAAAACAGUUUAAGUGCUAAGUUCAUGGGAGGCGAAGAUAACGUUUCGAAUAACAAAUCAGAUAACGAUCUUUUCGAAAACGAAGAUUUGAAAGAUCUCUUCACCGUUCUCGCGACAACAAGUAAUACACAUGAUUUGAUCUGCGAAUGUGAAGGAGACGGGGAGUAUGACACUAGAUCAAACAGCACCACUGACGACGAUCAGCAAGAUACGAUAAUCUCAGCGGACGGAUGGACCAAUGCUAUGGAUUUGCAGGCGAGCCUUAAGAAAGCUCAAAAAGUUAAUGAUACGCAGAAAGCAGCAUUAGUUAAGGAGUGCUUGACUGGCUACAGGCACAUAACUCCUCGUAAAGAAACUGAACUGAGCGAAGAGCUGGCUGUGAAAUGGAACCCUGAUAUCACCUUUGCAUUUCUCAAAGAGUUUCGGGCUUGA
Molecule: messenger RNA, 2676 nt
Organism: Lachancea nothofagi CBS 11611
Lineage: Eukaryota; Fungi; Ascomycota; Saccharomycetes; Saccharomycetales; Saccharomycetaceae
Source: the annotation of a GenBank genome assembly